AUGGGCCUGAGCCCGGCCGCCGGCGGGGAGCGCGGCUUCUACCUCCCUCGGUUUCCGCGAUCCGGCCCCAAGCCCGCCUCGAAAGCUGCCGGUACUUGGGCCUGUGGGGGACAGGACCGACCCGCAGUGAACCCAGCUCCCGGACAGCCCACCGUGCGCCAGCCAGAAGAACCCGUGGGAUCCCAAGCCUUCGUCCAGCUCCCACCCAAGCAGCCCCAGCAAGUUGUGUUAGAGCAGGGAAGAAGCAUCCAGGAGGGGGAGAAGCCCGCCGUUGACUCAGAGGUCACACCCAGCCAGAAGAGGGCAGCAUCGAAUUCAAUGACGAAGUCUGGGAGCUCAGGGAAGUUAAAGCAAGAAGCUGAGGACAAACCAAAACCCAGACCUGGAGACCUGAUUGAGAUUUUUCGAAUCGGCUAUGAGCACUGGGCCAUCUACGUGGAAGAUGAUUGCGUGGUCCAUCUGGCUCCCCCGAGCGAGGAGUUCCAGGUCGGCAGCAUCACUUCCGUCUUUAGCAACCGCGCCGUCGUAAAGUACAGUCAUCUGGAGGACGUGCUGCACGGCUGCUCCUGGAAGAUUAACAACAAGCUGGACGGGACGUACCUGCCCCUGCCCGUGGACAAGAUCAUCCAGAGGACGAAGAACAUGAUCAACAAGAUCGUGCAGUAUAGCCUGUUUGAAGGGAACUGUGAGCACUUUGUCAACGAUCUCAGAUACGGCGUGCCCAGGAGCCAGCAGGUGGAGCAUGCUCUGAGGGAAGGCGCAAAGGCGGCAGGCGCGGUCAUUUCAGCAGUGGUGGAUAGCAUAAGGCCCAAACCAGCGACUGCCUGAAGACGCUGAAAACUCCGAGCAGAGGAAGAAUUGACACCAGCAAAGAGGAAGCACCUCCUUUCCUCCCCUAAUUGUCCUCUCUCAAUGGCUCCAUGUAAGAGAAUUGUGAGCUUCCGGAAGACUCUAGAAUGUAUCCAAUUACCCCUCCAGAAAAAAAAAACAUCCAAUAUAUGUGAUCAUAGACCCAUGACUCUCUGAAUGGGAAGAACUAACAUUUGCUGUGCAUCUAUUAUGUGCUGGGCACUGGGCUAGACCUUUCAUAGUAUCAGUUUAAUACUCUGUUUCUAGCAGUGGGUCCUGCUCAUUUCUUAGGCUGACCUUAGCCUGGGAUGUUUGAAUGCCAUCUGAAACAUCUUGGAAACUUCCAUUCCGACAUUUCCAGUGAUGAAUGCUUUUCAGAAGUUCUUUUUAUUGAGCUAAAAUAGAUUUGUCUUCUUUCCAUUCAUCCUCGUCUCGCCCUUUUACAUCACACAGUGGCCUUUGGGGCAGGAGGAUGUUGAGAAAACCUCUAACUUUCUG
Messenger RNA from Choloepus didactylus (southern two-toed sloth), 1347 nucleotides. It is a transcript of the gene PLAAT5, whose product is annotated as phospholipase A and acyltransferase 5. The transcript has 6 exons. The coding region runs from base 1 to 828 and encodes 275 amino acids. Gene Ontology annotation, cellular component: cytoplasm. The record is from RefSeq and is a predicted model, not a curated record. NCBI's taxonomy places the organism in Eukaryota, Metazoa, Chordata, Mammalia, Pilosa, Megalonychidae. Gene Ontology annotation, molecular function: A2-type glycerophospholipase activity; glycerophospholipid phospholipase A1 activity. Gene Ontology annotation, biological process: N-acylphosphatidylethanolamine metabolic process.